This is a messenger RNA of Tetrahymena thermophila SB210, 3606 nucleotides long. RefSeq names its product cation channel family protein. Gene Ontology annotation, molecular function: nucleic acid binding; monoatomic ion channel activity; zinc ion binding. NCBI's taxonomy places the organism in Eukaryota, Ciliophora, Oligohymenophorea, Hymenostomatida, Tetrahymenidae. Gene Ontology annotation, biological process: transmembrane transport; monoatomic ion transport. The transcript is spliced from 6 exons. Gene Ontology annotation, cellular component: membrane. The record is from RefSeq and is a predicted model, not a curated record.
AUGGACUGCUAAGUAGGAGCAAAUUUUAAAAAAAGAACCUAAAGGCAAUCAAUAAAUUAUAUAAAUAGUUAAGUAGAUGAACAAAGAGAAUAACAAAUAUGUGAUACAUAGAUUGAUAGAUCUCGUCAAAGGUUUUUGUUUGAAUUAUAGAACAAUAAAUUACAAUAAUCACAUCAUGGAGACUCUGAUAUUUAAGAAAGCAGCUUUUAAGAAAGAGCAAGUAGUAGUAUAUUAGAUAUUAAGAACUAGUAAUCUGCUGAAAGAACAUUACAACCAAGUAAUAGUAAUGAAAUUAAAUAGACAUAUAAAAUAAAUUUAGAAAAUAAUGAUGAAACCAACUUUCAUGAAGAAUUUAGUAAUGAAAUGCAUUCCUAAAAGUAUGAAAAUUAGGAAUGUUAUCAUGAAAUUGAUAACUUCUAAGUAGGUGAUUCAAAAGUUGUCAAUCAAAUAUCUUCUAAAAUAAAUUUUAGUGGAUAAAAAAGUUUAAGUAACUAAGAUUAAUCUAGGAUAGAUGCUUCAUAAAACACAAUAGUUGAUAGAGAAUCUGAAUCAAAAAAAAAUAAUAGUGUUAUUUAGCGAAAUAGUCGUACAAAAGCAGAAGAAAAUGACUAAAUUUGGCUCUAAGAGGAUAUUUUCUAUGAAAAAAACUUCAAAACACUAGGCACAAAAGUAACAUUUGCAUUAAAAAAUAAAUAUCAAGAGGAGUAAGAAAAUAAUAGCUCUGUUAAACAUUAGUAGAACUUUAAAAAAGCUGCUAACAUAAUAAAUAGACUUUUAAAUACUUCUAUGAAUAGGCACAUAAUUAAGCUUAUCAAUUAAAUUUUAAGCCUUAUUACUGUAGCUCAUAUUGCUGCAAUAGGUUGGUAUUUUUUAGGUAUUUAAGAAAAAUAGAAUAAUUAGAAUAGCUGGCUUGAUAAGAGUGGUAUUGAAGAUAAUGCUUAUUAUGAAAAGUAUGCAUAUUCUAUUUACUGGUCUAUCACUACAAUGACUACAGUUGGAUACGGAGACAUUGCAGCUACAAAUUAUAUUGAAGCUCUUUAUAUUUCUGUUGUAAUGAUCCUCUUUAGUUGUGUAUUUGCUUACUCAAUAAACAACAUCGGUUUUAUUUUACAAGAAAUUGAAAAAUCCUCAAAACAGUUAAAUGAUGAUAUUACUAUAAUUUAAAGAUAUUUGAUUAGAAAAGAUGUGAAUAUUUAACUUAAAAGUAGAGUUCGACAUUAUUUGUCAUUCUUAGCAUAUGAAUAAAAAGAUAGAGAUAAAUAAGCAGAAGAUAAAAUAUUGUCAGUACUUUCCAACAAGUUAAGAGAAGAAAUAACAAUUGAAAUAAAUUCUAAAAUCCUCAAUAAUUAUUUUUUGUUUAGUUCUAAUUUUUCAUAAGCGACUUUGAACAAAUUAAUAUUCAUAAUGGAAGAAGUUCUUGUAAAUCCAAAUGAAGUGCUAAUUAGAGAGAAACAAUUUGAUGAUUCAUCUAUUUAUUUCAUUUAAAGUGGAAUUAUUGAGAUUUAUUAGCAACAAUUACAGAAUUAAAACAAAGUAAAUGUAAUAAAUGUGUUAAGAGAUGGGUAAAUAUUUGGUGAAAUAUCUUUUUUCUCUGGGCUACAAAGAUAGGCAUCUGCAAGGAGUGUGAAUUUAUCUACCCUUUAUAAAAUAAACAGAAGUAAAUUCAUAGAAAUAUUAAAAGAAAAUACAGAAGAUUUUGAGAAAUUCAAAAUGAUACAAGAUUAGAUAAUAUUUUAAAAUGAUUUGUAAGUCAUUCAUACAGAGUGCUAUAGCUGUAAAAUAGUUGGUCAUAUAGCUAAUUAAUGCCCUAAAACUCACAAAAUUAAAGAUCAGCAGAUUAUAGUUUUAAAAUAAAAUUAUUCUACCUUUUAAGAGAGAGCUUAAAUCGAAAGAAAAAUCAAAAAAUAUAAAUUUCAAUCAAUGAAUUAGAUAAAGCAAAAUAAAGAUAUCUUUAACCGCUUGAAAUUAAAUUUAAAAUAGUAGAAUGAUUAAAGCUAUAUGCUAUUUUAAACAAAAGAAUAUCUUCUCACUUCUGAGUAUUCUUAAUCUAAAUAUUAAAAUGAAGAUGAUGAUGAAGAAAAUGAAAGUUUAUCAUAAAUUCCAUUAUAUUUUGAUUAACAAAGUGUUAACUCCCAAAAUGUCUCAAAAACAUAUUCAAUAAAAAAAGCAGACAAAUUACUAAAAACUAUAAAAAAAGUAAAUAAUUAUAUUUUAUAAAGUAAUGAAGAAAACGAAUCAUUAUUCAAUUAAGAAAAUCAAUGCCACAGCAAUAAAUCUUUAAAUAAUUAAGAAAACUUUGAGUUAAAAAAAGCUUAGUCUAAUACUUUAUACUCUUAUGUUAAGACUAAAUCACUGGAUGUAACAGAUAAUAUUAACAGUAAUACUAAAUAGGAAUCUUCUUUUAAUGCAAUAUCUAGUAAAAAUGCAUAAAUAACCGAAAAUAAUUGUAGAUCAAUUAAUAAAAAUGAUACAGAAUUUUUAAAAUAAAAUACAAACGAAAUCUAAAGUUAAUAAUCAAAUCAAUAAAACGAAGAAGGGUUUAUUAACUAAAAAUCAAUUUAACAAGCUGCUAAUUUAAUCAAUUAAUCUGAUUAUGAAAAAAAAUAACUAAAAUAAGGUUCUAACAAUAGCAUUUUAAAUAUCUAAUAUUCUAACAAAAUUUAAAAUCAAUAGACUGAUGAUCUAAAUUUGUCAUUUAAAGAUGCUUAAAUUUAAUAGCCUAACUUUACUGAAAAUUAAAAUAAACUAUUAACAAGCAUAAGUAUGAAAUCUAAAUCAAGAAAUAAUGUUUCAUAAAAAAGUUUAAAACUAUUAAAUCAAAACUAAAAAGAAUAACCUAGAUGUUCAGUUGAAUAAGUGUUAUUAUAAAAUAUUCUUCUUAAUGGUUUAAUUAGUGACAAAAGAAUUUCUCAAUUAUAAUAAAAAAAUAGUCAAACCUAGUUAUCUAACAUCCAAGAAAUAAUUGAUAAAUGCAUAAAUUACACAAACAGAACUAUAAAAGACUCUAAAGAAAAAACACCUAGCUAAUAAUCUAAUUUGAGCCUAAAUUAAGUUAAUAACUCAAAUAUAAGAGACUAAACGCUUUAUGUCUAUGGUAACUCAUAAUAAAUUUAGCAAAAUUAAUAACAAAAUCAAAAUAAUAAUAGUAAUCGUAAUAGUGAUAUUGAUCUUAUUAAAAAGCUUUCAAAAAUCAUGUAGAAUUCAAAUAUACCUUUGCUUUUGUAGCUAGCAAGCGGUAAAAGCUUUUUAUAACCAAGAGAAUCUUAGAUUUUAUCACUAUCAAUGGAUUAAUUUGACAAACUCCAUUAAUUCAAAAAAUAUUUUAUUCAUAAUAACUUUGAAAAAGUUAUUUAAAAACUAAAAAAAUUUUAAUAAUAGUAAAAGAAAUUUAAGAAAAAUAAAUUAGCUUCAAAGCAACGUCGCUACAAUAUAGGGCUUGUUAAUCAUACUAGGCUUUCUAUUUUUCACGGAAACUCAAAUUUAAUUAAGUUUAUUCCAUAAGAUUAUGAUAUAAAUCAAUAUAAACCUACUCAUCUAUCUUAUGGAGUAAAAAUGUAAAAUGGUGUUUAAUUUCCAAAAAACUUGUAAUCAAUUUAAAAUAAUUGA